Messenger RNA from Mizuhopecten yessoensis (Yesso scallop), 2068 nucleotides. RefSeq names its product UPF0748 protein YngK-like. The record is from RefSeq and is a predicted model, not a curated record. The coding region runs from base 132 to 1655 and encodes 507 amino acids. The transcript has 3 exons. NCBI's taxonomy places the organism in Eukaryota, Metazoa, Mollusca, Bivalvia, Pectinida, Pectinidae.
AGCCCCUUGUGAACAAGGAAGUCACUAUAUAAACCUGUGAUGUAUACAUGUUUGGAUUACUUCGUCAUACUAAAGAAGGAAGUAACUCGCGAUAGAUUCGUUAAUAUGGUGAUAUUGGGAAUAUUUGGUGAAUGAUAUAUAUGGUGAUGUAUUUGCGAUUAUACCAUUCAAGAUUCCUUAAUAAGAUAACCGUCAUUAGCUUGGUGCUCGCGAUCAUGACGUCAGGGAAUACGAACGUGAAUAGUCAAGAUGCUGACUGGCCGGUUCAUGAGUUUCGAGGAGUAUGGAUUGCUACCGUUGCUAACAUCGAUUGGCCGUCAUCUCCUCACCUUUCCUCAAGUCAGCAAAAGCAGGAACUUAUAGCAAUGUUUGACAAACUUGAAGAAUUAAAUUUUAAUGCCGUCGUUUUUCAAAUACGAACCUCGGGUGAUGCAUUGUACAGUUCUCAUAUCGAGCCAUGGAGUGCCUAUUUGACUGGCAAACAGGGAGUGCCGCCAAGUCCUCUUUACGACCCACUAGCAUUUGCCGUCACAGAAGCUCACAAUAGAAAUAUGCAGUUACAUGCAUGGUUCAAUCCUUUCAGAGCACGUGCCGGAAGUACACAGAGAUCGGAUUUGGCGGCAAACCAUAUAUCCCAUCGUUUUAGCAGUGCGUGCUAUGCAUAUGGGAAAGACCUCUGGAUGGACCCGGGCGACCCCGGCGUACAGAAUUUUACUUUUAAUGUUUUCAUGAACGUGUUGGAGCGUUACGAUGUUGACGGGAUACACAUUGAUGACUAUUUUUAUCCAUAUCCGGUAGGUGACCAAGACUUCCCAGACGCCAACACAUACCGUCGUUAUGGAGGUAAGAUGUUGCUUUCCGAUUGGAGAAGAGACAAUAUCAACAAACUUGUCAAAAACAUCUCAAAAGGCAUAAAUGCUAGAAAACCCUUUGUCAUGUUUGGAAUUAGUCCUUUUGGGAUAUGGAAACCUGGUCACCCCAGUCAUGUUGUAGGCUUCAACGCGGUUAAUGAAAUUUAUGCAGAUUCACGAAACUGGUUAGAGAAUGGAUGGGUUGAUUACUUUACUCCACAACUGUACUGGCAGAUAGAUCCUCCUGCUCAAAGUUACACGGCCCUCCUUGAUUGGUGGACAGAACAAAAUCAACACAAGAGACACAUAUAUGCUGGUAAUUUUGCUGCAGCCAUAGUAACCAAGUCGUGGCCCGUUACCGAGAUAGAAAGACAAGUUAUUGAAUCACGGGACCGCAGAUCAAAGCAAAGUCUGGGAAAUGUGUUUUUCAGUGCUAAAUAUUUCGUUCAAAAUACAGAUAGGAUAAGCGACAUGUUCAAAUCUCACAUAUACAAUUAUCCUUCCAUUACGCCAGAAAUGACUUGGCUGAAUAAAACUUGGACAUUGCCAACCCCUCAAAAUGUCUUGGCGACCGGGACAGCUGUAACAUGGCAAGCAGAGGAUUCUCCAGCAAUACGGUCCUGGGCUUUAUACAGGGUGUAUGCGGAUGGUUGGCUUCUGGUUAAAGUUUUAAGUAAGAAUGUCACCUCCGUAGACCACUUGAUUGAGGGAAAGUACGCUUUACGUACAGUAGACAGACUUGGUGGACAGGGCGAGGCAGUCACCUUCAUCUUUGGCGGAAUAGGAGCAAGUGUCGUAGGAUAGUACCAAUAUAAGUAGUAGGAUUAUAUCAGUAAAACCGUCAUAUAUCAUAUAUAUUGAAUAGUAAAGAUGUAGAGUUUGUGAUUAUUGCAAUACAUGAAUUGUAUGACGUCAACAUUGUAUGACGUGAACACGAUGAUUUAUCUCCCGGAGGAGAAUACUAUUUAGUACGAAGGGUUAUGGCUAGUUCACCAUUGCAAUAUUUGAUAUAUUUCAAGUGAUUUAUAUUGCCAGACUUCUGUUAUAGUUUAUAAAACUUGUUAAUUAUACUCUUAAUUGCGUGAUGGAUUUGUAUAUAUUCAAAAUCAUGUGAUACAUAAUCGAAAGAUUUUAUUGAUGUGUGAAAACAUUGAGGUUUAUUUUCGAAGGUUUCUAUUCACAUCCAGCGAUUUUUAAAAUUAAAAAAUCUUUCUAUU